This is a messenger RNA of Penicillium samsonianum, 1974 nucleotides long. RefSeq lists its product as uncharacterized. NCBI's taxonomy places the organism in Eukaryota, Fungi, Ascomycota, Eurotiomycetes, Eurotiales, Aspergillaceae. Bases 1 to 1974 code for a protein of 657 amino acids. The transcript is spliced from 4 exons. The record is from RefSeq and is a predicted model, not a curated record.
AUGAGUAAUUAUACUGACGAGGAUCCCAUGGAUCAAGAUAGUUGCACGAGAACGAGCGACGAAGCGAAUCUCCAGUUGGAUCGUGAAUUACGACAGAGCGGAGAAGUUACUCGCACAACGACUGAGCCUUCACAGCAAACUAUCCCAGUUGGGAUUUCACCUGCCUAUGCAAAAGGUUGGGACACUACAGAUGCAUUUCGCGAGCUGUAUCAAAAUUGGAAAGAUGCUAUUCUGGGAAGAUUUCAGUUAAACCGACAGGAUUUCAAGCCAUUCUUUGCAGACAAGAAAGAUCAUUUCUGCAUCAUAGUCACGGCUACCUCGAACGACAAUGGCAAUCAGCGAGCUCUGGGGUUCAUCAAAUAUGAGAAAAAGACCGGCCGAGUCAUCUUAACCAACUCCUGCAUGCAACUUCCCCUCGAGUCUCUCGUGAUGGGGUUCACAUCCAAGGACGACGACGAGCAGCUGGUAGGCUCCCAUGGCGAGGGGCUCAAGCUGGCUGCGUUAAUAAUGAGUCGAGACGGAUACAAAGUGAGCUUGGCUGCAAGCCACUGUAAGUGGAGUUUUGGUCUGCAUGGGAAGUAUCAGUUUUUCCGUUGCGUCAUCACUCCUUCCCGAAAGAUGAGUCCCGCCAUUCAACGAGAGCCAGCUGAUGAUAUGGAAAAACUGCGCUUCCACGUUGAAAGAGACAUCACGGUGGUGAUUGGGGCUGGACGUGCCAGUCAAAGUCGACCGGUAUCAUCUGAUACGUUCUUCGAGUGGCUGCAGGUCACUCUCAAUAUCCGCGGGCUCUCUUAUCCCUCCUCAAUUGUAGAGACACCUCAAGGAGACUUCCUUCUCGAUUCGCAGUUUCAUGGAAAGCUCUUCCUGCAUGGGAUCCUGCUACCAAUGUCUACUUCAGGGGUCAAGCACUUCAAGUUUGGUUACAACUUUGCUCUGGGCAAGUUCAGCCGUGAUCGUCAAGGACUGAUCGCCAAAUGUGAGGUGGCAGACAAGGUGCGGCAAAUAUGGCAGUAUGCUCUGCAUAUGCACGAGCAAACUCUACUUCCAAUUUAUGUCAAUCUCCUCCAGAAUUUCCCCCAGGUGGGUGAUAUUGAACAAGCCGAUAGACUUUUGGAGCCGUCUACCAAGGCCCGUAUCUGGAAAUACUUGCUUCGGGUGACAGGAAGACAGAGAUUCUUUCAUAGCGAGACAUCAAGCGUCGAGAGUGUGUGUAUGAUACGAGAAACCACCGGAAAGAGGCCAACGAGACUCUCUGAGGCCCUUUGGAACCUGUUGCGCUCAGGUUCACCGAUACGGACUGUCGAGGAGGAGCAGGUAGAGCUUUUUAAGGAUGCUGAGGUCUGUGCUUCGCCCGAAUCUGCCUUUGCAAAAACAACAGACUGGGCUUUGAAAGCUUGUCUGGCACUUUCAAAGGCGACGAGAAAUAUUCAAGUGCUCUAUGUCAAAGGACCGGUAGGGAAGCUUGAUGUGUCAUACGACGCCGGACACGGUACGUUGAAAAUUCAUCGUCGAUGGUUGGACUUUGAUGCGAUGCGCCAGGAAGCAUCUUGUCGGGAAUGGUUUCCUGAUACCAUAACCGAAAAGAAUGCGCCGUUUCUCUGCAAUCACGCUGUAGAGGAGCUUUUGUAUCUGUCCAUUUCUUCGAUUUUCAAAGCAUCCUCGACGCUGCGGAUGGCUGAGAUGAGAUACAUGCGUCAGGCUAGACGUCUGCUUCGACUUCUGCCACACAGUAUCAAACUCGCACCCUACUCUGGAGGCCUGAUGGUCACCUGGGAAGACAAUGAGGCAGAAUCGUUUCGAAAGCUUGGUGGUGGUAGAACAGAGUACCGAGUCGUUCUCCAUGCAGAGGAGUGUUUCAUCACCAGGUCGGAAUUUCUCCACUUGGGCUACCGAGUGGAAUGGAAUUCGCGUCGUGUGGGUGCCGUCAGCAAUUCGUCGUUCAAACGCGCCGGUGGUGCGUCUUUGCCGCUUUAG